Cylindrotheca closterium is the source of this 1584-nucleotide messenger RNA. Lineage: Eukaryota; Bacillariophyta; Bacillariophyceae; Bacillariales; Bacillariaceae. The record is from the annotation of a GenBank genome assembly.
AUGAGCAAUCGCAUCCUCUUCCAUUUGACUACAAUGCGGAAGCUGCAUCUCAGCGCACACUUCAAGACCACAAACGUUGUUGCUCGCGAAAAGCCAAAUAGUUGCCGCAUCUUGUUCAAUGUCAUCGUUGUCCUUUUCGGAAUGGCCGCAACAGGUGUUGCUGUCUGGUUUGUCAUGGAUUCUAGAAUCCAAAGUCGACCCAAAGUCCAACCAACGGAAUCCGACCGUUUUACUUCUAGUGCUAGCCUACAAGCCGUUGCACCACAAUCCACUGAUCCACCAUUAGAAAUCGUUGACAUGAAGCCUCUUUCCAUGUGCAUGGGAGAUUGCGACAAAGAUAGCGAUUGUGCCCGUGGUUUGAUGUGCUUUCAAAGAAAUGCAAAUACCCUGGUUCCGGGCUGUUCUGGAGGAUUGGAAGAUAGUAGCAGAAGCGAUUAUUGUAUUCCUGUCGAGCUGCCUCCUUUGGCAGUCACCGAAACAUUUCCACUUGGACUUUGUGAAGGAGAUUGUGACUCAAACGAUGACUGUAAACAUGGUUUAAUUUGUUACCAACGAACCGGAUUUGUACCCGUUCCAGGAUGUGCUGGGGGCUCUGCUGAUUCUAGCCGGACUGACUACUGCGUUCCUCGUGACCUCGUUCCUGAAACCUACAUGAGUUACUUGGGAGAGAAGCUCUUUGGAAAUCCAGAUGACAACUUUGGAUCUGCUGUGAGUUUGUCUCAAUCGGAGCCUCUUCUCAUGGCGGUGGGAGCUGUAGACCGUGGUUCGACUGGUUAUGUCAACAUUUACCAGCUAGAAGGAGGCGAUAGCUGGGUCUUGGCUGCGACCAUCCAAGGCAACGAAGUUGGUUCUGAUUUUGGUGAUUCUGUUUCCAUGUCUUGGGAUGGGAAGUAUGUUGCUGUCGGCAUGCCCGAGAGCAAUAAUGGCGGAAGAGUCAAGGUUUUCGAACUGUCAACGACCAAUUCAAAUGACAUUGGUUGGAACCAAGUUGGCAAUGAUAUUGCUGUAGGCAGUCCACAGGAAUAUGGUGGAUAUGCCGUCUCACUUUCCGAGGAUGGAAGCAUUCUUGCCGUGGCGGAACCGUACAGCUUCUCUACUUUUAAGAGAGCCAAUUCUGGACAAUGGGUGCUCCUUGGGUCGAGAGUGGACAUUGGAUCCUUUGGAGGAGACUCUAUAUCACUCUCUGGUGAUGGCUCUAGAGUUGCAGUAAAUGUCAAGCCAGAUGAUGUUUAUCCUCCCGAUGGAUACGGCCGUGUCUUUGAAUUUGAUGGCACUGAAUGGACUCAGGUUGGCCAGACGUUGGGUGACUUAUCCAUUGGUGACUCUUUUGGCUUGGACAAUAUCUACUUGACUUCUACUUCGCUGCCUGGUGAUGGUACCACUGUUGUUAUGUCGUGUAUUGAUCGAGUAGCUGAAGAUAGUUAUGUGCAAGUGUACCGAGACAUGGGAGACUCCGAAUGGAUUCAAAUGGGCGACCCCACCUUGGGCAAAUUGGAUGAGGGCAAAUUGGAUGAGAUGUCAAAGCAUCAUUUGGAUUGUAUACUCCGCUUUCAAAACAUGCGCAGGGAAAUUGUCCCGGUCUAA